Paramecium sonneborni is the source of this 791-nucleotide messenger RNA. NCBI's taxonomy places the organism in Eukaryota, Ciliophora, Oligohymenophorea, Peniculida, Parameciidae. The record is from the annotation of a GenBank genome assembly.
AUGUCUAGCUUAAUUAAGACUUUCAGAUAUUGUAAAAUAGCUGGUCAUUAAUCCAAAAAAAUUACCAGAAUUUGUAUUUCAAAGUAAUCUUGCACAAAUAGAUAUUUAUGUGAAUUAUGCAUCAAAUAAUUAAAUCAUCAACAUAUUGAGCAUUGUAUAAGCAUCGAAUAAUUUUUGUAAAGAAUCAAUUAAAUAAAAAUGAAUUAUAUAGCAGCAAAUAAAAUUGAUGAGCUAUCUGGAAUACUAAAAAAUAAAAUAAAUUCUUGUAUUUAAAUAAUUCAAUAGCAAUUCUAAUAAUUAGAGGAUAAAGUUGAAAUAAUCAAGACUAACAUUAGAAAUAGUUUUACUAAUAUUACUUAGGUUUUAGAUUAAUUAAGUUCGAAUCCUCUAGGUUUUAAUGAUGAAAACUUAAAUAGAAAUUUAUAUUUUCUGUAAGAUGAAAGUUGGAAUGAAUUUUAAUAAUCUGUGAAUAAAGGUUCCCAUAUUCUGAAAUAGUAUUUUAAUGUUCUACAUGAAUAAUCAUUAAAAUUUAAAUUAACAUAAGGGCAUUCAUAUUAAGGAAGUAUUGUCUAAUUGUUAUAAACUGGCGAGAUUUCUUGGCAUUUAAAAGGAAUAGAUCAAGAAUUUGAGUCGCAACUUUCAAAUCGUUUAGAAAUUUCUAGAUUUAUUAUAUAUUAUUCUGCAUAGACUUAAGAACUGAUGUAUUAUAUUUUAUUAUAAUAUAUAUGAAGAAGGACAACUAAUAAAUAAUAAAGUUCAGGAAGGAUUUUGGUGCAUUAAAGUCAGAGAUA